CCAGCUUUUUGGACGAGCUUGCGACCAGCCGCAUCAAGCGUGCGAGAGCGCGGCAGCGCACAAGAUCUGCGCUGCUGCAAGCAGUAUCACUCCUGCUGCAAGCGCUACUGCGGCCGGACCGCGUCCGCAGCGCUAGAAAUAGCAGAUCACAUACAGCAGCACUCACAGCACUCACAGCAGAGCCAAUGGACGCCGACCUAGAAGCAAUUUUAGCGGAAUCGGACAGCGACGACGGCUUAGAGGGAGGCGGCUUAUCCCUAGAAGACAUCCUGAAAGAAGAUGGCGCCUCUUCUCCAUUACAAGAGUACCGCGCCCCGACGACGAACGAGGAGUCCUACAGCGCCCGGGACUGGGCCGUGCUCCAGCAGAUCCUGCGGGAGGACGACGACGACGACGACGUCGUACCGGAGCCGCCCGUACCGGAGUCGCCUGUACAUCAUGAGAAGAAGCCCCAGGCGGCCCCGGUCGGGCCCGUCCUGUGGCGCGGUGAAAGACUAGCGCCCUUCGCGCUGCGGGAGAGACGGUUAGUGGCCCAGAAUGAAUCGAUCGAGGCGUCUCCCUUGGAGACGAAGCGUCGGAAUCGUAGUAAACCCAUCGACCUCUCGCGAGGAGCAACUACUAGUUCAGAACAAAAACCGAGCGGCGCCCUCAAGGUAGAACCGCUCAAGACGGCGUCGAGGCAGCUCGCAGCCAACGCCCGACGGCCCGAGCUCGGCCCCGGCGCGCCCGCCGCGCUCGGGGCUUCUCCGAAGUUCGUGGCGCUCGGGACAUCUAGAGGUCUGGCAUUGGUCUUCGACCACUUCCAGGAAGUGCGACGGGUCCUGGGGACGGCUUCCAGUGACUCAGUACGGUGUGUAGCACUGGAGGACGACGUGGCCUGUCUAGGCCAUGCGUCUGGUACUUUGAUACUGUGGGACGUGGUAAAAGGUUCACAACUACGUAAAGUGGACGACGCCUUCGCCGUGUCAGUAGAGAAGGUCGAAUUUUGCUGUAGGGGUGCGUCCGACCGGGCCGUUGCUGCUAUUGAUUCAUCAGGUGUUGUGAAUCGCAUUGUGUUCCGACAAAGAGUAUUGGGUGGCUCGUAUCUCCACGAAGUCGAGUGUCUGCUAGAUGCGAAGUCGAACGUGACGCCCUGGUUAUCCGUGUCGUCGACCUACGCGGCGUUCUCGUCGACGAGUGCUUCGUUCGUCGUCGCGUUCGCGCCUUCGGUACGAGUGGCCGUGACCUGGCCCCGUCCACAAUCAGAGGUAGACAAUGCGGUCGUCUCUAUAAAUGAUGAUGGCAUAUUGAUCAGAGCCUGGGGUUGUGAUUUGGAUGCGUUGAACUCCACAGAAGAAGGGGCGGCCGUCGAUUUUGUGCCUUGUACCUUACCUGCGAAUGCGGUCGCGCUAUGCGUCGUCGCGCGAGGCGUCAUGAUUCUGGGUAGGGAUGAUGUGUUACGACUCAUCGACCGGAAGGGGCGGCAGCUCGAUGCCGUGUCGUUCUCAAGUGAUUACAUAGCAUCUACAAGAGAUACGGUCUAUGCGCUCCAAGGGAACGAAUUACAACAAAUAGAAGCGCGAUCCGCGCAACAACGCAUCGCCUCACUCGUCGACGCGGGCGAGUGGCUCGAGGCGCUGAGUUCGCAGGUCGACGCGGUUGGGGACGAUGCCUCGGAAAGUGCAAACGCCAUCGAUUUGCUGAGAAGGUACGUCGCGCUGGCCGUGGCGAACGCGCCGGCGCGGCGCGCGGCGACGCGGCAGCUGGACCUGGCGCGGUCGCACUUCAAGAUGCUCGCGAGCGUGUGCGUCGAGUUCUGCAUCGCGGUGACUGACUCAGCGUCUGUUUCUCACGUUUUCUGAACUUCAACAACUUUGUGAAGAUGGCGUCUCCACGAUAUCACGCCACCGCGACGCCGUCGACGUGGCCGCGAGAGAGUCUACGGGUCUCGUGCGGGAGCCGCGGCCGUGUCGCGACGGUAUCAAUCAACGCAGGUCGACGUCCUCGACGUCCUCUUCGACGACGUCUACCACGCCUUCCAGAAGGCGUCGAGGAGCGACGUCUAUCUAGAUUUGCUGGAGCCCUACAUUUUAACGGACAAAUUGAAAAGGUUAGCGCCGGAGGUGCUCCAAGCCUUUGUGCAGCGGUUCCGAGAGAACGGGAAACUCGUAAACGUCGAGCGAUGCAUGCUGCACCUCGACCCGACGGCGCUGGAUUUCAACAUGCUUACACGCUUGCUCAAGACGCAUCGGUUGCACUCCGCAACGUAUCGGAUUUACGUGGAAGGGCUCGGUGAUUUCGUGGCACCUUUAGAAAUUGCGCUAGACGCCUGCCACGAGGGCGUUGAUGUAAGGCACCGAGGUGGGCAGGCUUUAUUGUACGCUCGCUACUGUCUCGAGGGACUGGCGUUUCCGUCUGGUACGGCUGUGGAGCCGACUACCUCUGUGUUGUGGUUUUUACUUCGUAAAAAGCGGCCGGGCAGUGAUCAGGAGUACCCUCAUCUAUCUCUACUCUUUACUGUCGAUGCGCAAGCUUCCUUAGAUUUACUCAGUGCUCAUUUACUAAAACGUACUUCGUAUGAUGCUACCGUAGUAGUAAAUCCAUAUGAUAACGUCCAAUCAGCAUCAGUGACGCCUCCUUCGACGGAUCCGCCCUCAUCUUACUUUGUGGACGGCCCUCAAGCGGCCUGCGACGCCUCCACGAAGAAAUUAUUCUUAGCCUAUCUUGCCGCUCAUGCGGCGCGAGGCGUGUUAGUACCUACACAAUCACUAAGUGAAGAAGUAUUAAGGUACCUCGCGCUGGAGGGUCGCACCGACGACGUCGAUGCUACUGAAGACGACCUUGACGCAUGGGCAUCCCUCCCGAAAUGUUUAAGAGUACUACAACCGGCGAACGUUUCUACCUUACAAAAAGAAGCUUCUGCGAAGGGUCGAAGCGAAGCGUCCAUCAUCCUCCUGGAGUACGAGGCCGCGCGACUACUUGAUUCGUUAGCAUCAGAAAAGAGCCUCGAGAAUCGACAACGAGCGGCCGAGGCCGUUUCACAAACGAUCAAAGCUUCGUUAGCCCAUGCGGAUCUCGACGUGAAGAAGCGGGCCUUCGCCUUCAUCACUUCCAGUAUAUCUUCCUUCCUAGAGAAGGCUCGACGACUGGAUACUACCGUAGCGGCAGCCAUCCGGGACGCGCUACCAGCGCUAGCCCAAGUAGACGCGUCACAAACGGCCCAAGUCAUCGCAAAUGUAUUACCGGAUGAUGUGGCCGGUGCCUGCCAAGCCUUGGCGGCGAAGCCUUCGCUGCAAUUUGUCGUGCUAGAUGAACUGAUUCGAACGGACGCGAGUGUCGACGACGAGGAACGAGCUGUGUAUGUGGAGUUGCUCUGUGAUAGUGCGCCGCACCGCGUGCACGCUUAUUUAGCGUCGCAUGACGGGUACGACGUGGAGGCAACCCUAGAAUUGUGUCGGCGGCAUCGCAUCGACGACGCGACUGCCUUACUGCUCGAGGAGACGGGUGAUGGUAAUGGCGCGUUGGAUUUGAUCCUGCGCGGGCUCGGGAGGCGCUUCGAGGUGCUGAGGGACGCGGCUCGUUCUAAAGUAGAACUGAAUGAAGCUGAGGCUGAUUUGCGGGCUUCCGUAAGUGCGGCAACUCGCCUGUGUUCUAGAAGAAGCGAGGACCACGAAAGUCGAAGAGCUUGGUUCGCUACCUUAGAUGCGUUGUUGGAGGCUCAGAGAUCGUUGAAAUUGAGUCGAGAAUUACCUUCUACAGCAUCGCAGGUCCGAGCUGUGGCGCGAGACCUAGCGCGAUCCUACCUCACGGCGGCCGCCGACCGCGUGCCGCUCCGAGAUGUCGUUUCGAAGCUGUUCAAGGACCACCCCGACGCCACAUUAGGAGAUUUCAGAGACGUCCUCACAAGUGCACUAGCGAUGUCUCGCGUCGACGCGGCCUUGUAUGACGCUGCUGCAACGUGUCAGCAACAAGAUCAGUUCUCGAGGAGGCAGAAGGACGCGUUUUUUGCCAAUCGGCCCCGACACGUGACACACUUGGACGGGAGAGCACUGAGGCCUCUGACUGAGGACGACCCUCCCGCAUUGCACAACCACCUCGCGCUGAUGGGCACGGCACCCGAUGCCGAACUCAUACUAACGCCCUUCGACCCGAAGGAUCCCUUGGGGCCCUGGCAGGCUCAUUCUUACUUACCUGAGGACGAGGAAAGUGUCCAGAAGCGCGAGGAGUACUUAAGGAAGCUGCGCGCACGAAACAUCGAGGGCGCCUGGACGAAGGUCAAGAACCCUGGAUAUUAUAACAAGUACAUGGAUUGUGAAGAUGAUCCCGCGGCGCGCAUGCGGUUAUUCGCCGAGGAGGACCCCUACAAGGCGGUGGUGCCGGAGAGGGAGCGCGUGCCGUUGCCGCCGCGGGCGCCUCCUGGAAGUUUGGACGCCGUGGCCAAGUUCUCGGCGUCGUUACCGAAAGGUUUAAUUGACGGGACGCUCUCGUCGGAAUCUGAGGAGGAGGACGCGUCGCCGUUCACGGCCUACGUCAAGCGGGCGGCCAAGAGCGGCGAGUGAUGUGUUUGUUGUGAGUAUUGUGUAACAGUCUUAUAGUAGAC
Molecule: messenger RNA, 4579 nt
Organism: Pelagomonas calceolata
Lineage: Eukaryota; Pelagophyceae; Pelagomonadales; Pelagomonadaceae
Source: the annotation of a GenBank genome assembly